Molecule: messenger RNA, 1337 nt
Organism: Colletotrichum destructivum
Lineage: Eukaryota; Fungi; Ascomycota; Sordariomycetes; Glomerellales; Glomerellaceae
Exons: 1
Coding region: 268-1206 (312 amino acids)
Source: RefSeq, a predicted model, not a curated record
AAGACGCCAAUUCAAGCUGCCCCAUCGACCUGUUUCCCCCUGUAGCAACCACACCAGACCGUGCAUCUAUCCAAUCCUGGAUAUUCUCGAGAAUUUCUCAGGUCCAUGAUCCCAACAUCACGCUGAUUGCAUCUCAAGCCGCCACGAAACGACUCCCAUCCCCCUCCUCAGCGCUGUCGCCGCCGCCGCUGCCGCCGCCGCCGUUGUCGUCUCUCCCUUCAUACCCGGUGCCGCCAGUGUCGUGACAAACGCUGUCCUGCCGUCAUCAUGUCAUCAAGAUGCUCCUGCUCGCGACUGACGCGGCUCCAGGCGGCCAUCGUCGCUAGACCGACCAAGAUCAACCUCACACGACCAUUCUCGACCACGACGUCGAAACUCAAAGUGCCCCCCGAAUCCCCCCUCUGGAUCCAGGUCCCGACGCCGCCUCAGUCUCAGUCGUCCGAGGAGAAACCCCCCGUCGUCAAGGGUACCCUCCCGACGCCCCGCGACGUCUUCCCGCGCAAGGAGGCCGACCGCAAGGCGCAGCCGGGAUACCUCAAGGAGACGGCGCCUCUCCCUACCAAGCAAGGCUCACAGGAGCCCGCUCCGCUCGGCUCGCGUCUCGAGCACCGUCGCCGCAUGGCCGACAUCCGCCGUGAGAACCUCGGCAUGGCUCUGCAGGGCCUCUACAAGCGCAAGCAGGAGCGUGUCCAGGCCGAGACUGCUAUCAGGGACCGCCGUCUCCGCGACCACCAGCGCGCAGCCGUGGCCCCCGAGCGCUGGGAUGACCGUCUCACCCGCAGCUCCGUGCUCUCCUCCCUGGUCAAGACGACCGCUGUCGAACUCGACCCCAAACGCUAUGCCCGCGCGCAGCAGAGCAAGGCCAAGACGGCCAAGCUGGCCCAGCAGAAGAGCGAGGCGCGGCAGGACGCGCUGAUGGAGCUGUACAUUAACGCCUCUAAGUUUAUCGUCUCCGAGGACCAGCUGGGCAAGGAGCUCGACAAGCUCUUUUCUGAGGACUUCUGGAAGCGCCAGGGCAAGUCCAUGGCCCACGACUCGGACAACGCUUGGGACGUUUGGGGACAGCCGCCGACGGUCAAGACCAUGCUGGACGACAUGUUGAGGAAACAGCAGCGCGCCAUCGACUUCCACCAGACCGCACAGGACAGGACUGUGAAAAGGCAGAAGACAAUCGCCGAGGAGUUGACGGGCGGAAAAAUGGAGUAAAGGGAGUUGGUUCAGUGUGUCUCGCCACACAAAUGGGUCUGCCGGCCAGCCUCGGAAUUGGCUUCGUUCGGCGGAUUGCAUCAAACCUCACCCCCAAAAAGUGUAAAUCGGCCCUGUAAAAUCUCAUCAUC